Molecule: messenger RNA, 2246 nt
Organism: Alosa alosa (allis shad)
Lineage: Eukaryota; Metazoa; Chordata; Actinopteri; Clupeiformes; Clupeidae
Gene: galntl6
Product: polypeptide N-acetylgalactosaminyltransferase like 6
Exons: 10
Coding region: 1-1488 (495 amino acids)
Cellular component (GO): Golgi apparatus
Source: RefSeq, a predicted model, not a curated record
AUGGUCCACUCCAGUCCAGCCUCACGCCUGACGGAGGCUCAUGAGGUGAACAGGAGCCAAGACAUUCUGAGCACAGCAUCUGCUGCCUCCGUCCAGCACGAGACCUCCGACCUGUGCGGGCGCGGCCUCAAAGAGGAGGGAUGGCACUGCCAGUCUCUGUCCAAUCAGCUGUCAGCACCAGCAGGUUCCCUGCUGGGGAGACAUCCUGGCCGCACGCUGCCUCCUCUCCCCGCUGAGCACCUGAAGGAACGUCUGGAGAAGUACAUGGCCCGUUUCCCUAAGGUGCGCAUUGUGCGGACCAAGAAGCGCGAGGGCCUGAUCCGCACCCGUCUGCUGGGCGCCUCGGUGGCCAAAGGAGAGGUGCUCACCUUCCUCGACUCCCACUGCGAGGCCAACGUCAACUGGCUGCCUCCGCUGCUCGACCAAAUAGCCCAGAAUCCCAGGACCAUUGUGUGCCCGAUGAUUGACGUCAUUGACCACAAUCACUUUGGCUACGAGGCCCAGGCAGGCGAUGCCAUGCGGGGGGCCUUUGACUGGGAGAUGUACUACAAGCGCAUCCCCAUCCCCCCUGAGCUGCAGAGCACAGACCCCAGCGACCCCUAUGAGUCUCCUGUGAUGGCUGGCGGUCUGUUUGCGGUGAACAGGCAGUGGUUCUGGGAGCUGGGCGGUUAUGAUACUGGCCUGGAGAUUUGGGGUGGAGAGCAAUAUGAGAUCUCUUUUAAGGUGUGGAUGUGUGGCGGCAGCAUGUACGAUGUGCCCUGCUCCAGAGUGGGGCACAUCUACAGGAAGUACGUGCCCUACAAAGUGCCCUCUGGGACCAGCCUGGCAAGAAAUUUGAAGCGAGUGGCAGAGACGUGGAUGGAUGAGUAUACCGAGUUCAUCUACCAGCGGAGGCCGGAGUACCGGCACCUCUCCACCGGGGACCUGACCGCACAGAAAGAGCUGCGCAAGCACCUCAAGUGUAAAGACUUCAAGUGGUACAUGAAAAACGUGGCCUGGGACCUGCCCAAGUACUACCCUCCUGUGGAGCCACUACCCGCUGCCUGGGGAGAGAUACGCAAUGUGGCGUCAGGGUUGUGUAUCGACUCCAAGCAUGGCUCAACAGGCACAGAACUGCGCCUGGACGCCUGUCUGAAAGAGGGGGCUGAGCGCACGUGGGCACAUGAACAGAUUUUUACUUUUGGUUGGCGGGAAGACAUCCGGCCCGGUGACCCCCUCCACACCAGGAAGUUCUGCUUCGAUGCCAUCUCCCAGAGCAGCCCCGUCACACUGUACGACUGCCACGGAAUGAAGGGCAAUCAGCACUGGAGCUACCGCAAGGAUAAAUCACUCUUCCACCAGGUAAGCAGCGGCUGUAUGGACAGCAGCCUCAGCGAUAAGAGGAUUUUCAUGAACAAGUGCGACCCACUGUCGAAGACGCAGCAAUGGCUGUUCCAGAGAGUCAAUGCCACCGUUUUGGACAAAUUCAACAGCGCCGCCAGCUCCUAGGCAUGCUGACAGCCUCCAUCCUGCCUCCUUAACACACACACGGCAGCCAAGCAAGCAGCUGUCUCCCAGACCUCACAGGGUCCUCAGCGAUAGAUCUUAGCAGCAGAGCUGAACAGUUAACUAACUGUGUGGAUCAUGUCUGCAUACAUGCACAUGUGUGUGUGUGUGUGUGUGUGUGAGUGUGUGUGUGUGUGUGUGUGUUUGAUCUGUCUGAGGCCCUUACGCUCUGGGAGUUAGACCAAAGUGGAUCAAAAGUACUACACCCAGAGUCCAAAGCCGUGGAGACUGCAGUGGCUUUGUGAGAUGUGUGGCUGAUGAGUCCCAUGUAGGACCAUAACGAGCCCUUGCUGGUCAAGGAAAAUGCGGAGUGCCGACAUCUCUCUCUAACUCUCUCUCUUACACACACUCUUUCUUAGUUAUGAGAUCACAUACUGAUCUGACUCUCUGAAUACAUGAUAAAUAAGGAGGAAUUUGAAUUUGAUUUCUGCCCCAGUCACCUCAAGACUGUUGCUCCAUACUCUGAAGACGCAUAGUGAAGCUGGAUUUGGUGAGAGGUUCUGAAAGAAAGACAUUGUUUUGUAUCACUAUUUAUUUUACAUGGUUGUUUUGAUGUAUAUUUAUUUUGUAUUUAUUCUGUGUCAUUUGUUUUAUCAAUGUAAGUUAUUGUUAUGUACAUACUUAAGUUUCUUUUUUCUGGUUCCUGUGAUAGUAAGAUUCAAACUGCUGAUAAAGUGAUUUUUUGGCUCAUUGCUCCGGAA